Messenger RNA from Pseudogymnoascus verrucosus, 2096 nucleotides. RefSeq lists its product as uncharacterized. The record is from RefSeq and is a predicted model, not a curated record. The coding region runs from base 918 to 1997 and encodes 359 amino acids. The transcript has a single exon. Lineage: Eukaryota; Fungi; Ascomycota; Leotiomycetes; Thelebolales; Thelebolaceae.
CCACUAUGUGGCUAAUUUGAAGUAAAUUCUUUUACUAGAUUCCUAAUUUUUCAUUAUUUUUGUUCUUACUAUCUAUUUCUUUAAAACCUCUUCACAAAAUAAGGUGUGGCCACGGCAAAAGGUACGGCAGACCCUGGAAACAGAUGGGAUGACAGCAUCACCCGAUAUGACUUCAUUUGGUCGCCUCCUCUCAUCGUGAUUUUCUGGUAAUGAAUCGCAAACACGGGACAUCGGCUAGGAACAAAGACUCUGAGGACCACUGAGAUCGUCGUAUCUCAAACACGGGACAUAGGCCAGGGACCAUGACGCCACGGAUGAUUUUUGUCUCCGGGUUCCUGCUUCUCUAGUCAUGUCCCGUUUUUCGCUUCUCCGCGGGUUCCUGCUUCUCUAGUCAUGUCCCGUCUUUCGCUUCUUCCCGCAUCCAGGAACCUGCCAACCAAAUCCUCGAAGAGCGCCAAGACGAUUAGCGUAGAUGAAAGGCUUUGUUUGCUAGUGAUGUCUUACUUUGGUGGCGCAUAGAGCCUAGAAGGUUCUCUCCUCGGAGCCGUGGCCGGGGGAGGGGGAAGAGGGGGAGGAUCACGACAAGCUCUUUGUUGGGGUACUCCAUCACUCAAUGUCAAAGGAAGCCGCCACAUGGGCCCGGAAAAAAAGCUUGUGCUGGGCCCUGGCCUCUCAGAUAUAAAUUCUCCCCUUUCCACCCCGAUCCAUCCUUCUUUUUUCUCUCUAUCUUCUAUCGUCUCUCUCUGGCAGAGCCUUCUAUUACUUUCGACUUUUGUUUGUUUUUCUCAAACACUCCUUUCAUCCUAGACGGAUAUUACCUUCCUUACUUCUUUCAAGUUUUACUUUACUACAUCACACUCUCUUUCUGAGAAACAGUCCUAUCUUUAUAUACCCUACCAACACACCCAACUACAAAAAUGAUGAAGGCACAAAUCAUCGCAGCAGCCGGGCUGCUCUUCUCCUCGCGCGCCUAUGCGCAGCAGUCUCUCAAUCAGGGCUCCGGAUUCGGCACCUACUACUUCGAUGUCGAGCAGAUCGAAACCUGUGGCACCAGCUUUGCCGCCCAGAACCAGGGCGGAGUCAUGUGCAGCCACAUCACCAGCUUGCCCCUUACCGAGAUCAACUCCAACUAUGUUGUUGCCAUGAACAACACCCUCCUCCGCGGGGAUAUGGCCAAGUACUGCGGCAAGAAGGUCGUUGUCUCUGUCAACGGCGUAGCCUCCAACCUACCACUCUUCAUUGGUGACGGCUGUGAGCGCUGUGGCACCGGCCCAUCCACCAGUGACACGUGGGAGGCCAACGGAGCCCCUGGACUCGACUUCAGCUACUCUGUCCUGAAUGAGCUGUCCGGAAGCGCGUGCGCUGAUGGACACAUCGAUAUCAGCUGGGAAAUCGUCGACGAGACGCUCUACAACUUCGACACCGACGGAUCGGGUACCACUCAGGGACCCGCAUCUGGAGGCAGCAGCAGUGGCAGCGGCAGCGCCGCGGCUAAUGCUGCAACUACGGCCGCUUCUUCCUCUGCUUCCCAGGAGUCUUCCUCUGCUACCCAGGAGUCUACCUCUGCCACCCAGGAGUCUACCUCUGCCGCCCAGGAGUCUACCUCUGCCGCCCAGGAGUCUGCAUCCAGUGCCGCCACCAGCGCAAGCUCCGCCAGCCAGGCCGUCAACUCCCCAGCCGACGUCGCACAAGCAGCCGUCCCAACCACGAUGAUCACUCAAACCGCCAAGGCCGCUUCCACCACCUCUGAUGCUCCCACCACCAGCUACACCCCCACCGCCACCAGCGGCCUGGAGAUCCUGGCCACUCCCACAACCAGCGAGCCCAGCGCGCCCUGCCCAACUGGUGUCUGGGAAUGCAGCGGAGACGACCUCGUGCAAUGCCUCGAUGGCAAGUGGGUCACCCGUGCUACAUGUGUUGAUGGAUUGAGCUGCCAGGGUGGCAACUCUCCUUACUGCGCGCCUCUCGGAUUCGGCAAGGCUCUUGCUGGAAACUAAGCGUCUUUGCCAUUUGAUAUGGAGAUUUUUAAAGCAAUAUAGAAUAUAGAAUAUAGAAUAUAUAGAUCAAUUGAAUUUACGUCUAUUCUUAAGUCUAGA